Messenger RNA from Cercospora beticola, 2265 nucleotides. RefSeq lists its product as uncharacterized. The record is from RefSeq and is a predicted model, not a curated record. NCBI's taxonomy places the organism in Eukaryota, Fungi, Ascomycota, Dothideomycetes, Mycosphaerellales, Mycosphaerellaceae.
CAGCAUCAGCUUCAUUCACUGCAUCUUUUGCCGACAGUUCUAUCGCUUGUCGCUGCAGUCAUGGACCGUGACAGGAGACGCGCAGACAUUCCGCCUGAGGACCAGUAUGGCACUGGGCGAGGGCAAUCCUAUCGUCCUGGCAAUGUCCGCGAACGCACGCCGCCCUCUCGACUAGGCGGAGACAGCUACCGCGCUCGAUCACCACCGCGGCGCAACGACUAUCACGACUCCUACAAAGCAGAUACCUACCGCGCACCUCGAGGUCGCAGUCGCAGUCCUCCCCUGAGGCGAGACGAUGACCGCCUGCCGUUGCGAAGAGACGACGACCGAGUACCUGCCCGCCGAGACGACGACCGCCUUCCUCCGCGACGAGACGACACCUAUCGCCGUCGAUCGCCCUCGCCAGCCCGAUUCCGUGAUGACCGGGUGCCGCGCGGCGGGGACAGCUAUCGAGGUCGGCCACGAUCGCCGUUGCCUGCAAGAAGAGAAGACUUGCCGAGAGAUGACUUGUUUCGGAGAGAGCCUGCAAGAGACGACCGAGACUACAGAGAUGCGCGCGAUUACAGAGACGAGCGAGACACUAGACCUUACGUCGCUCCUGGCCGGUCGCCGCUGCCACGCUAUCGAGAUCGCAGCCCGUUGCCGCUGAAGAGGGCAAGAGACCCAUCGCCCAUUUCUAGUAGAGGUCGGCGAUCGCCUCCGCCUAUGAAGCGCGAACGUUUAGCAAGCCCUGUGCGACCUCGUUACGAUGACUAUCCACCAUCUCGAGCUGCUAGUCCUCCACGAAGGAGGUACUCACCGGAUCCUCGAGAUCGCAGAGGGUAUUCGCCUAGUGUGAGGGGUGCCACGAGAGACUAUAGGCUGCGCUCUCGAUCGCCGCUCGCAAGGAACGAGAGGGGUGUCGAUCCUAGGACUGUCGAUAACUGGCGACGCCCGCAGCGUUCGCCCGCUCCUCGUCAAGACCAUGCUUAUCGCGACGACCCCGGUGUCAACUCCGGAACCACUUCACGGAGGUCGUCCCCUCCUCCGAUACAUCCCAGCAGGUUGAGCCACCUCCCGAACGAGGAAAGGGCACCACUUAACAGGGCCUCUCCUCUCGAUCCCUAUGAUACGCGAGAACCGUAUCGUGCGUCCGACCACGAGCCUCCACGAGGGCACCACACUCCUCAGACUAGAGAUCUGGAAUACUCUGACCGCGCCUACGAGAGAGAGCGCGAGAUCCCACCUCCAAGAGAACCACGUCGCGAUGAAGAGUCUUCGCUCCCCACUCGGACCCCUCCCACUGGGCCCAGUAGCCAACGCACGCCUGCGACGAUGGCGCCCCCUACCGGACCUUCUGCUACUGUUGGCGCCCCCUCCGGACCUCGUGCCGCAGCCGGACCACCAUCGGGCCCGCGUGGAGCACCAGCUGCUAGGGGUGACUUUGCGCCGCGAGGGAGAGGAGGCUUUGGUGGAGGUGAUUUCGCUCCAAGAGGGCGUGGAGGAUUUGGUGGCAGUUUCCGAGGAGCUCGCGGAGGUGGCUUCGGUCGUGGCGGUGCAGAUGGAGGGUUUGGUCGAGGCGGAGGAGACGUUGGCUUCAGCAGAGGAGGAGGUGAAGCAGGUCAUGUUGCACCUCGCAGCGUAUCUGAGCAGGUUUUCAGCCCUCCAACUGGACCGGCAGCGGCUGUGCCAAGUGGUCAACCUCCAUCUGGACCUAGGAGCUCUUUUUCCGGAGGCCAGCCGCCUGCCUUUCCCCGACAAUCGAGUGUGAGUUCCACCAACCCAUAUUCACGCACACAACGCUUCGGCAGCGUAGCCAAUGGCACUGGAAAUAGUGAUGCGAUCAUGUCUGACAUUCCGACCGGUCCUAAAGGCGCUCGUCGACCAAACGAAGCUGGCAUGAUCACCGCUCCUGCGGCAAAUCGGGUUCAUCCAGCCAUUGCAGAGCUUCCGAAGAUCAUUGAAGGGGGCCAACGCGCUGAACCCGUCGUCGACAGGUCGAAACUUAAGAAACUGGAAGAAGAAGCCGAGAAGCUGAGACGACAGCUUGAGGAGAAAGAGCUGCGCAAUCGUCGAAGCAUGCGAGACUGGGACAAGGGACAGAGGGAGCUUGAAGUUGCUGGGCUGAGAAGCGAACUCGCAGAGCAGGCCCUUCGCACCUUGAAUGGAGAGUCGGAAGGCCAGGCGGCUUUCUAGUAGCAGGUUUUGCUUAUCCUUUCGCUCCAUUGAGUAUGCGGGGCGCCGAAGUAGAUCGAAAGUUGGGUAAAGAAUGUGUCAAAUAGGAUG